This is a messenger RNA of Rosa rugosa (rugosa rose), 1010 nucleotides long. RefSeq names its product NADPH:quinone oxidoreductase-like. Gene Ontology annotation, cellular component: cytosol. Gene Ontology annotation, molecular function: FMN binding; oxidoreductase activity. The transcript has 3 exons. Lineage: Eukaryota; Viridiplantae; Streptophyta; Magnoliopsida; Rosales; Rosaceae. The coding region runs from base 82 to 669 and encodes 195 amino acids. The record is from RefSeq and is a predicted model, not a curated record.
CAGUCACAGACCACCAUAAUUUCUCAGUCUCUCUCUCUUUCAACUCUCAAGUCUCAAGUCUCAACCAAGAUUUAGGGUGAAAUGGAGGCUUCAGUUGCAGCAAAAUCGCUCGUAAAAAUCGCAGCAGUUUCUGGUUCUCUUCGUCAAGCUUCCUACAACCGCGGCCUCGUUCGCUCUGCGAUUGAGAUAAGCAAGGCCAUCAAGGGCGUCCAAAUAGAGUACAUAGACAUCGCACCGUUGCCGCUGCUCAACACCGAUCUGGAAGGCGAGGAGAGUUUUCCACCUGCCGUCGAAGCUUUUCGUCAGAAGAUUCGGGAAGCCGAUAGCAUCCUCUUUGCUUCUCCCGAGUACAAUUACUCCAUCGCCGCACCUCUGAAGAAUGCAAUUGACUGGGCGUCCAGACCUCCAAAUGUAUGGGCUAAUAAGGGUGCUGCAAUUAUAAGUGCCGGAGGAGACUUUGGUAGUGGACGAGCCCAAUACCAUCUUCGCCAAGUUGGAGUUUUCCUUGACCUUCAUUUCAUUAACAAGCCUGAGUUUUUCUUGAAUGCAUUCCAGCCUCCAGAAAAAUUCGACAGUGAUGGCAACUUGAUUGAUGAACAGUCCAAGGAGAGGUUAAAAAAAGUUCUGCUGUCCCUGCAGGCAUUUACUUUGAGACUCAAAGGAAAGUGAAUAGAGGCUUGUAUCCUGUUUCAGACAGCUAAGUCAUUCGAGAAGUUGCUAGAUUUGAAUUAGAACUAGGAGGAUUAAGACAACUCUGAACGUUGUGUAUUGGCUGCAACCUUGCAUGUGCAAGGAAUUAAGAAGCUGAAGUUAUAUGUGAUUCUUAGACUACAAGAAGUUGUGUGAUUCAGGCUCUGCCAUUUGUCUGGCAUUGCCAAGAGUUUUAUGCUGCAUGUUGUGAUUUGUUUCUCCUUCCCUUGGGAGUGUCUUUGGUUUUGAAAUUUAGACCUUAAUAUGUGUUCAUGUUUCUCUUGGCAUGGCGCACAUGCUGAUAAGGUAUUUGUGCAAUA